Dryobates pubescens (Downy woodpecker) is the source of this 2437-nucleotide messenger RNA. RefSeq names its product integrator complex subunit 10 (gene INTS10). Gene Ontology annotation, cellular component: integrator complex. The coding region runs from base 13 to 2223 and encodes 736 amino acids. The record is from RefSeq and is a predicted model, not a curated record. Gene Ontology annotation, biological process: snRNA processing. The transcript has 18 exons. NCBI's taxonomy places the organism in Eukaryota, Metazoa, Chordata, Aves, Piciformes, Picidae.
CCGGCAGCGAAGAUGUCGGCGCAGGGGGAUUGCGAGUUCCUGGUGAAGCGGGCCCGAGAGCUGGUGCCGGGGGACCUGUGGGCGGCCAAAGCCUGGCUCAUCACGGCACGGAGCCUCUACCCCGCCGACUUCAACAUACAGUAUGAGAUGUACACUAUUGAGAGGAAUGCUGAAAGGACAGCAUCUGCAGGCAGGCUGCUCUAUGACAUGUUUGUGAAUUUUCCAGACCAGCCUGCUGUAUGGAGAGAGAUCAGUGUUAUUACAUCAGCUCUAAGGAACGACUCACAGGACAAGCAGACACAGUUUUUAAGAGGAUUAUUUGAAACCCUUCCUGGUCGGGUGCAGUGUGAGAUGCUCUUGAAGGCCACAGAGCAGUGCUUUAACACAUUAGAAAGGGCAGAAAUGCUGCUGCUGCUACUGCGACGUUUCCCAGAGACUGUGGUGCAACACGGGGUAGGCCUUGGAGAAACCUUGUUAGAUGCUGAAAGUAUUGAAGACCAAGAAUCUCCGGUGAAUUGUUUUAGAAAAUUAUUUGUUUGUGAUGUUCUUCCUCUCAUAAUUAACAACCCAGAUGUUCGACUUCCUGCCAGCUUAUUAUAUAAAUAUCUGAAUAAAGCAGCAGAGUUCUAUAUUAACUAUGUCACUAGAUCUGCACAGACUGAAAGCCAGUAUCAAGGUUCCCAAGAUUCCUCUGACAUUAUGUCUCCAAGCAAGCGUAGCUCUCAAAAAUACAUAAUAGAUGGUCUUACAGAGAAAUCAUCCCAGAUUACAGACCCGUGGGAGAGGCUGUUUAAAAUCCUGUCUGUGGUGGGAAUGAGGUGUGAAUGGCAAAUGGAUAAGGGAAGAAGAAGUUUUGGUGAUAUUUUGCAUCGAAUGAAAGACCUCUGCAGGUACAUCAGUAACUUUGAUAGUGAUGCACAUGCUAAAUAUAAGAAUCAAGUAGUGUAUUCCACAAUGUUGGUCUUCUUUAAAAAUGCAUUCCAGUACGUCAGCAACAUCCAGCCAUCCCUCUUCCAAGGUCCAAAUGCUCCAAACCAAACCCCACUGGUUCUUCUGGAGGAUGUGACCAACAUCUAUGGCGAUACAGAUAUUGAUCGUGGCAAACAUGUACACAAAAAGAGGAAGCUUGCUGAAGGAAGAGAAAAAACAAUGAGCUCGGAUGAUGAGGAUCCUUCUGGGAAGGCACGUAGUCGCCACAUUACAGUGAACAAGGCAGAUCUUGCAAACUCUAUCGAAGUAUUAGAGAGCUUUAAACUGGCAAGAGAGAGCUGGGAGCUGCUCUACUCUCUGGAAUCACUUGACAAAGAGUUCACCAGAAUUUGUUUGUCAUGGAAGACAGACACCUGGCUUUGGUUAAGAAUCUUUCUUACAGACAUGAUCAUCUACCAGGGGCAGUACAAAAAAGCAAUUAGCAGCCUACAUCACUUGGCAGCUCUUCAGGGCUCUCACUCUCCACAGCAAAUUACAGGACAAGGAUCAUUGGAAAAUCAGAGAGCACUAAUCCAGUUAGCAACCUGCCACUUUGCCCUUGGAGAAUAUCGGCAAACAUGUGAAAAAGUUCUUGACCUCAUGUGCUGUAUUUUGCUUCCAAUACAAGAAGGAGGUAAAGUGCAAGAGGAGCAACCUAAAGUCAAGUCUAAAUUUAGGAAAGGGUCUGAUUUGAAGCUUUGGCCCUGUACCAGUAGAGCCAUCAUGCCUUACUGCCUUCACCUGUUGUUAGCUUGUUUCAAGCUCAGAGCUUUCACAGAUAACAGAGAUGAUAUGGCUCUGGGCCAUGUAGUUGUUCUGCUUCAGCAUGAGUGGCCAAGGGGUGAGAACUUGUUCCUGAAAGCCAUCAACAAAAUAUGCCAACAAGGAAAUUUCCAGUAUGAGAAUUUUUUCAACUAUGUCACAAAUAUUGAUAUGUUGGAGGAAUUUGCUUAUUUAAGAACACAGGAAGGAGGGAAAAUUCAUCUGGAACUGCUGCCAAAUCAAGCAAUGUUGAUCAAGACUUCUAGCCCUCCCAUGGGGUUGCUGCAGCAGGAAUUCAUACCUGUGCUACAGCCCAGCAUACAGACUGCUGACAGGCACCACACAGUUACCCGGGGCAUAACGAAAGGAGUGAAGGAAGAUUUCCGCCUGGCCAUGGAGCGCCAGGUCUCGCGCUGUGGAGAGAAUCUCAUGGUGGUCUUGCAUAGGUUCUGCAUUAAUGAGAAAAUACUGCUGCUUCAGACCCUUGCUUGAAUGGACUGGAUCGUGGUGCAGGAGAUCAUGAUUACAGAAAGAGGGGAAGGCUCUGGAGUGUGUGGACAGCAGCAUGGCAGUGAAAAACCACUUAUCCAGAGAGCCGAGUUCCCUGUGAGUUACAGGUUCUGCCGUACACAAACAUCACUGAGUGUUUGUUCUCCACUUAGUUUUCUUAUGUAGAUAAAUCAAACUUUAUAAAUAAACCUUUGUU